Marchantia polymorpha subsp. ruderalis is the source of this 2742-nucleotide messenger RNA. NCBI's taxonomy places the organism in Eukaryota, Viridiplantae, Streptophyta, Marchantiopsida, Marchantiales, Marchantiaceae. The record is from the annotation of a GenBank genome assembly.
GCGGCUGCAGACGACGACGAAGAAGGACGAAAGUGCGGAACGUAGGGCGUCCGGAGGCUCGGGCCUCAGCAUCAUUCAUUUCGAUCGGCCCCGUGCGAUUUGUGCCCAUCGACGUGCGUCGCGGCAUAUCUGGUUCGCUUUUCGAGUGCAGGCCUCGGCGCAAGUGCGCCUCGAUCCGAGCGUUCAAUAGACGGUUCCCUCUCUCCUCGAUUCUUCUUUUUCUGCUUCCGCAUCGACGCGACGCGACGCGAGGGUGCUGUCUCUCGCUCGCUCGCUCGCUCCCUCGCUUUCUUGUUUCCUCUCUCGCUCGCUGUGAUUCUUGCUCUUCCGAUCCGACGACAUCUCGCCUCGUAGCAUCGCAUUUCGUUUCAUUCCGUUUUCAUCUGGCCCGCGCCUAGAGUUCGACCAUGGCGGCUGCCUUGUGCUCGUCGUCUCUGGCGCAUUCUGCAUCGCUCGCAGCAGCCAAUGCCAAAUUUGAGUCGUCAGCCGCUGCCCGUUCUGUCUCCGAUGGGCAGAGGAGAUUGCAGGCCUCGAGCCCCCGAUGGGCUUUUUCUUCGUCGGCGCUCUUCUCUGACCUCCGCAUUGCCUCGAGCAAUGCCGUGCUGCCUGCGUCGAUCGUUUCUCGUCGCAGGACGGGCGGAGUGAGAUGCCAAAAUGGUGCGUCCGUGGGAGUGGCGGAGAAGGUCCGGGAGAGAGAUGUCAGCGCCGAGACUCUGCUCACCACCGUGAUGAAAUUCGGAGGAUCCUCUGUGGCUUCGGCCGAGAGGAUGCGAGAGGUCGCCAACGUCAUUCUGAGCUUCCCUGAGGAGAGACCGAUCAUCGUUCUGUCGGCAAUGGGAAAGACCACCAACAAUCUUCUCAAGGCCGGAGAGUCUGCUGUAAAUUGUGGGCCUGGGAAGUCCUGCCUUAUCAGUGAGCUGGGCGUCAUCAAGGAGUUGCACAGAGAAACUUGUCAGAAACUCGAGCUCAGUGAAGAUCUAGUCAAUGGUUUGCUUGAGGAGCUAGAGCAGCUACUUACUGGAAUAGCUAUGAUUAAAGAGCUGACCCUGCGCACGCGAGAUUACCUGGUCUCUUUUGGCGAGCGCUUAUCUACUCGUAUUUUUGCUGCUUAUCUAAAUAAAAUGGGUGUGAAGGCAAGACAGUAUGACGCUUUCGAAAUUGGCUUCAUCACCACAGACGAGUUUUCGAAUGCAGAGAUUCUUGAAGAAACUUACCCCAAAGUUGGACAAGUUUUAGCUGAUGACUACGCCAAGAAUCCUGCAAUCCCAAUUGUCACAGGGUUUCUAGGGAAGGGUAUCAAGACUGGACGUAUCACAACCCUUGGCAGAGGAGGAAGUGAUCUUACUGCCACUGCCUUGGGAAAAGCUUGCAAAUUGAGAGAAAUCCAGGUCUGGAAGGACGUCGAUGGUGUGUUGACUUGUGAUCCAAAUAUUCACAAGGGCGCAAUUGCAGUGAAGGAGUUGACUUUUGAUGAAGCAGCAGAACUCUCAUAUUUUGGUGCUCAGGUUUUACAUCCUCAGUCCAUGAGACCUGCCAGAGAAGGUGAUAUCCCCGUAAGAGUGAAGAACUCCUACAACCCCAAGGCCCCGGGUACCAUCAUCAGCAAAGCAAGAGAUUUGUCCGAGGCGCAAUUGACAAGCAUAGUGUUGAAGAAGAGUGUGACUAUGUUGGACAUUGUGAGCACCCGAAUGCUUGGUCAGUACGGAUUUCUCUCCAAGGUCUUCUCUGUAUUUGCCGAGAAUGGCAUAUCUGUAGAUGUCGUAGCCACUAGUGAAGUUAGUAUCUCGCUCACUUUGGAUCCGUCCAAGCUUUGGGAAAGAGAACUUAUUGAGCAACAGGAACUACAGCGGUUGCAGGAUGAGCUGUCAGGUAUUGCGACGGUGAAUUUAGUGCAAAAGAGAUCCAUAAUUUCGCUCAUCGGCAACUACCAAUGCUUCUCCACGAUCUUGGAGAAGGCGUUUGGUGUGAUGCGUAAGAAAGGAAUCAAUGCACAGAUGAUCUCGCAGGGUGCUUCGAAGGUGAAUGUUUCAAUAGUGGUGGACGAUCAAGAGGCAGUCGAACUAGUAAGGUCGUUACACAGAGUAUUUUUCGAAGGAGAAGCCUAAAAAUUCGAUUUAAAUUCACGUGGACUCCACUAUUAUAUUUAACCUUGGCCAAACAAUAGUUUGGCUUCGUCAGUUUUGUGCUCGGAAAGUCUUUCGAGCAGAGGCAUUAUCAUCAUUCAUCAUCCAUGCGCUUCAACCAAUACUGCCGCUGUCAGCCGUUUCCGAGUUCCAUUGAAGCUAUGAAGCGGGAGUUGUGCAAGAACAUCAGCAAGCUCAGAGAAUUAGUCUGAAGACACGGCAGACGAUUGUCAAGAAGGAUGACCUUUGAGCUCAUCCUCGCGUUGUGGCGAAGUAGCUAGCAGUCGUAGAUGUAGGACAUGAGAAUUGAGAAGUGGUAGGUAGAAGGUGACCCACCCUGGCUCUAGCGGUGUAGUCUUACCAGGGUUCAUUAGAGAUUGUUCAUGGAGCUUGAUUUCCUUUGUCAACGUUACAUGGUUGAAAUUCCAAUCCCAAUUCAAGGUCUUCGAGCAGACUAGACCUUUCCGUUACCCGACUGGCUUCUCGCAAAUGUGGGUACACGCUUGAGUGAUGUGAAGCUUGAUGAAUUCUACACAGACCGGCGACACGAGAGAGAACUCCAAUGCGUGUUUCAAAUUGGAAGAGAGUGAAUUUACCAUGAGCCCGAUGACAUUUUCUG